AUGGGUGAUCCACUCAUCAACUUGCUUGAUGCUUAUUACAUCGGAGAAGCUCAGGACACAAGAGCGCCGGAUCAAACGAUUGAAGCCAUUUUGGACUUUCGCCAAUGCUACAGGGUUCUCAGAAAUAUCGGAAUUGGAGACAGAAGAAAUUUACGGACUCUUCAAUGCCCGAUAGAGUUCAAGAAUUAUCACCUCGAAGACUUAUUUCAAAAACCAUAUGCAUUUUAUCGAGUUCAUACAAAACAUAAUGUAUCUUAUGUAUCGACAUGUCAUCCACUUCACUUUGAAACUUCUUUUUAUUCCGAAUAUCACAUGUCUUUAUCACAAAUAUAUAUUGAUUCAUGUUCUGAAGAUCUAAAUUCUCCUUGGCCAAAUCAUACCUCAUUUAAUCAACUUCUCAUUGGAGAUAUUGUCGCGAUCUCAAAUAUUUAUUCUUGUCAGGAACAUUGCUAUGCUCGGGAAUAUGUUGUAUUAAAACGCAAAGUAGAAAAUACAGAUGCAUUAGUUUAUUGGUGGAAUUAUGAAUCACACGGAUGUCGAAUGAACAAAUUGGUUGCGUCGAGUGUAACAAUUCCAAUGGAUAGAAAUGCAGCUGAAUUCGUUUCGGGAAUAAGGAAACCCGACUUUGAAAAUGAAGAACAUCGAAUUUGUCGGGUUGAUAUUUUCACGCCAUUUAAAGGAACACAAAGAUUCGCUGCUGAUUUCUCAAAUGAUAUUCUUCAUAGCGUGCGAAAUAUUCGAGAAUGCUGUCGAGAAAUUCACCAACUUUCCUAUAAAUAUCGAUCACGUGCACAAAAUAAUUAUCAUCCUUUGGUUACUCGUUGGACUGCUGGAAAUUCACAUAAUCGAAAUAAUUUUUCAACAAUUGAUGAAGCUUUGAAAAAUGGAAAUCAAAAGAAGGUUUUCCAUAUUUGCAAUAUUGUUGAAAGUGCAACGGCACAUUUCGAAAAUAUGAAAAAUGUACUUGAUAUUCGAAGUCAUCCUUUGGAACUUAUUGAAUGGAAAAUUUUAGAUGACGAAGAACUCAGAAUUGGUUUUGAGUUUGAAGUUCAAGAUGGCGCGUGGAAUUCAUAUUUUCCAAAAAGUAAGUGAAUUUUUAUUGAGGUUCAAAAAAUCAAAAUAAAUCCUUGUUAAUUUUUUCAGAAGCAAUGAUUCGAGUAUACGGUAUAAUUCCUGAACCACUUGAUAUUGCAGUCAUCGAACAUAUUCAAAAUGAAACUGAAUCUGAUGGAGAAAAAAUCAAAAAAGGAAUUCUAAAAGCUUCCUUAAUAAUUUUGGAUAAUAUUGAUGAAUUGGAAAAUGAUGUUGAUAUGGAAUCAAUUGGAAGAAAAUUAUAUUCUGAUGUUAUUGAAAGUUUGGAAAACCGUCCGGAACUUAUUUAUGCACAUUUGAUUCACGGAAAACGAAAUAAAUCUUUGAUUUCGAAACUCGAGAAAUUCCAGCAAAAUAUGGUAAUUUUGAAAAAAAAAACAAUUUAAUUUUUUUUGUAAAAUGCGAUUUUCAGCCUGAUAAUCUUUUUAAUGAAAUGAUGAGAUUUUCGAAGAAUUCUGCUGCUCCACCAAGACAUUUUGAUUAUGAAAAUGACAUUAAUCAGAAGAAAUAUAUAAAGGAAAAACUUCGACUUUUGCUGAAUAACGAACCAACAAAAGAACAAACACAAUCGGUUUAUUUUUCGAUUCAUUCAAGAAAUCCAAUAAUGUCAAUUGAAGCACCAGUUGGAGGUGGAAAAACAACACUUUUAUCAUCAAUUUGUUGUAUUUCAUCAAUAUUUUAUGAUAAAUGUCAAUUAAUUGUUAGUGAAUCAAAUGGAGCAAUUGUAUCAGUUUGUAGAAAAUUGAAACAAUUUGGACAGCGAAAUGUUAUACGAAUUACAAGUUCUUUGGCACAAAAAAGAAAUGGUGAAGAAUUCGUAACUGAGUUUGAUUUGCCAAGUAUUGCGGAAAAGGUUUUUUCGGAUUUAUUGAAGGAGUUUGAUGAUGAUCCUGAUAAAUGGAGAAGGUACAUCUGAAAAACAAAAUUAUUUCUAGUUUCAAAAUUAAUUAUUAUUUUCAGCCGAGAAGAACUUGAUCUAAUUGCGAGAACUUAUAAAAUGCUAAAUUAUAUGCACCAAACAUCGUCACAAACAAAUUACCGCCUCAAUAAUUUUAGAAAACUUCGAAAUAUUAUUGGAGUUUCUUUGUCAUCUGCUCCAAAAGAUCCUUCAAGAGAACAAAUUCGAUUGGUUUUCGAAAUUUUGCAACCGCAAAUUGUUAUUGGAACUGGAAGUCAAAUUGAGCAACUUUUAUCAUAUCAAGAUCUUAUGGUUGAUGUUCAUCAAGUAUUUAUUGAUAAAUGUUCAGUCGAAUCAAUAUUUUCAGUAUUUUCAAUUGUUUCGAUGGUUGGAGCUGGAUGUUCAGAUAAGAAAAUGUUCCCGAAAGUUAUUUUGGUUGGAGAUUCGAAGCAAUUCAAACCAUUUUGUGAUAAUCCAUCAAUUUCAAAAUUUUUCGAAACAUCGUUGAAAACUAUUGGAAAUGGUAUUGCUCAGAUUAAACAUGAUCAAAUGUUUAGAUGCCAACCAGACACUUCAAAUAUUCUGAAUCAAGUUUUCUAUGAAAAUAAAUGUACAGUAGUUAGAAAUAGUGUAAUCGGUGAGAAAUCUUUGUUCUUCAAAUUUGUGAAAGGAUAUGCGAGUAUGCAAAAUAGUGGAACUUUGGAUGAUAAUAGUAUAGAAGAUGCUAGAUUUAUGAAAAAUCGAUUUGAAGCUGAAGAAAUUCGGAAAAAAUGCGAAGAAUUGGAGGAAAAUGGAAUAAGAAAAGAGGAUAUUAUGAUAUUGGCAUUUUAUAAUGGACAAGUUAAUUUAUUGAAGAAAAAAUUACCUGGAUAUACUAUUUUGACUGUUAGAAGUUGUCAAGGAUUGGAGGCUAAAGUUUGUUUUUUUUGUCAACGUUAAAUUUUGGACCGAAAUUUUUUGUAUUCAAAUUUGUAUUUUAUUCAGAAAAGUGAACCUUCACGUGGCUGAAUAGUUUUAAUUACAAAUUCCAAAUUUCAUUUUUUUUUAUUUCCAGAUAGUGCUUGUGUCGGUUGCUCGAACACAUUCUUGGGAGUUGCAAAAUCGACCAAAAGAUGAGGGAAGAGUUCGAAAUACAGAUGCAAAACAUAUUCCAAUAACUGAAAGAAAAGAGCAGAUUUUGGUUGCAUUAUCGAGAGCAAAAGAAGCAUGUAUGGUUUUUAUUGAUCCGGAAUAUUGUGCACAAGUUGAGAUUUGGAGAAAUAUCGAUAAUCUUUGUAAAUAA
Molecule: messenger RNA, 3272 nt
Organism: Caenorhabditis angaria
Lineage: Eukaryota; Metazoa; Nematoda; Chromadorea; Rhabditida; Rhabditidae
Source: the annotation of a GenBank genome assembly